AUGCAGCCUACUAAUCAGAUAUUUCUACCAGUGUUCCAGCAGGACCUAGACACCAAGCAUGACAAGCAUGAGCGCCUGGUCAAACUCAGCAGAGACAUCACCAUCGAAAGCAAGAGGACAAUAUUUCUACUGCACAGAGUCACCAGGUAAAUUGUCUGAACUACAAACUGGGGUCUGCCAGGGUCCUUAGGGGGUCCUCAGCAGCAAGGGGAAAGGAAAAAGUCUGUAUAAGAAAAAUAUAAUAUCAUAUAGUUGGUCACUUCUAAUGGUUUAAAAUCAAAUGCAGUGUUAAAUAUCAUCUAGGUUAGCCAAAUCAUUUUAUUUUUGUUUGUUGAUGCAUUGAUUAAAGCUGCAAUAUGUAACUUUUUGGGUGACCGGACCAAAUUCACAUAGAAAUGUGAGUUAUAGAUCUGUCAUUCUCAUUGAAAGCAAGUCUGAGAAGCGGUAGAUCUGUUCUAUGUGCGCUAUUUCUAUGCUUCCUGUUCAUUCUUAAGUUUCGUUUUUGUGUCUUUUGCUUUCAGUUUUGUACACCAGCUUCAAACAGCUGAAAAUACAAUAUUUUUGUUUAUAGAAAAUCUAUUUCCCAGCGGUUUAGAUGGUCCAAUGAUUCUCUACACUACACUAGCUUGUUUUGUCACAACCUGAAAUUAGACAAACUAUUAAAAUUUUAGCGACCAGGAAAUGGCGGAGUGGUUUUUGCAAAGUGCACCUUUAAAUGUCCAUCUUAUUCCAGUAGAUAAUCUAACCUGAUGUGAAUGUUUUUCCCUGCAGUGUCCCAGACGUGGAGGAGGUCCUGAAUGAAGCUGAUUUGAAGCUGGACGGAGUGAGACUGAAGAUCAGACUGAUUGCUGAGGAGCUCAGAGGAGAGGAUCUGUAUCAGUACCACAGAGCCUUCACCCCAGGUACACACACACACACACACACACACACACACACACACACACACACACACACACACACACACACACACACAGACACAGGUACACACACACACAGAGACACACACACACACAGACACAGACAGACACACACACAGACACACACAGACACAGGUACACACACACACGAGACACACAGCACACACAGACGACACACACAAGACACAGCAACAUCAAGCAAUAGGACAUAUACCAACCACAACUACAACCCCACCAACAAAAAAAAACAACAACACACCAAACAUUAACGAACAGACACCAAUCACAAAAUUCCUUAUCCUAAGCAAAACAACUCUAGUGCACCCCUACAAUUGUUGCCACAUUGUAGACACCCCCUACAAUAUGAUAGACACCCACUAUGAUGCAACCUUACACACCUAUUGACCCCUACAAUUUAGCACCAAAUGAUGCAACUACUUAAUAGCACACCAUCAAUAUGAUAACCCAUAAAUAUAGCCACCCACUAAAUAUGAUGACACCCUACAAUAUGAUAGCCACCCACUAAAUGAAUAACCACCACUACAAUGAUAACCACCCCUACAAUAGACACACCCCACACACAGACAAACCACCCCAACCAUAGACACACACCACACAAAUGCAAUAGACAACACCCACACACCAACACACAACACAACAACAAAAAACAACACACACACACACAUGAAGAACACACCCAUAGACACAACCAGACAACAACACACACACUCAAAUAACACACACCACACAUAACCACACAAGCAUAACACACAACACAUAUGAACACACACCACACAUAACACACACACACAUACACCACCACAACACACACACACACACAACACAUGACACACACCACAACAUACACACACAACACACAUAAUCUACGACAACCACACAUUAAGACACACCACUACAUAUGAUAACACACCACUACAAUAUGAUAGCACCACACUAACAUAUGAUAGAACACUACAAUGAUAGACACACCCAUCAUAUGAUAGACACACCCACUACAAUCACACAAUACUAUAGACACCCACAAGAAGACACACCACCUACAAUACUAAAUAUGAUAGACACAACACCACUACAAUAGAAUAGACACACACACAACACAAUCACUACAAUAUGAUCACACGACACAACCCACUACAAUAUGAUAGACACACACCACUAGACACACACAUAUAUGAACACGACCAACACAGCACUACAAUAUGAUAGACACACCCCACUACAAACCUAACAACAUACAUAUAGACACCACCCACUACAAUAUGAUAGACACAAACCCACUACAAUCACUACAAUAUGAUAGACACACCCACUACAAUAUGAUUAGACACACCCACUACAAUCACUACAAUAUGAUAUAGACACACCCACUACAAUAUGAUAGACACACCCACUACAAUCACUACAAUAUGAUAUAGACACACCCACUACAAUAUGAUAGACACACCCACUACAAUAUGAUAUUAGACACACCCACUACAUAUGAUAACACAACCCACUACAAAUACAAUACUAAACACAGAAUAUAGACACACCCACAAAUCACUACAAUAUGAUAAGACACACCCACCACUAAAAUAUGAUAGACACACCCACUACAACACUACAAAUGAAUAGACACACCCCACUACAAUAUGAUAGACACACCCACUACAAUCACUACAAUAUGAUAACAACACCAAACCCACUACAAUAUGAUAGACACACCCCACUAAACACACAAUAUGAUAGACACACCCACUACAAUAUGAUAGACACACCCACUACACAUACAUAUGAUAGACACACCCCACUACACAAUAUGAUAGACACACCCACUACAAUAUGAUAUAGACACACCCACUACAAUAUGAUUAGAACACCAACACCCACUACAAUAUGAUAGACACACACACCAAACUACAACACUACAAUAUGAUAGACACACCCACUAUACAAUCACUACAAUAUGAUAGCACACCACAAAAAAACAACCCACUACAAUCAUACAAUAUGAUAUAGACACACCCACUACAAUAUGAUAGACACACCCACUACAAUCACUACAAUAUGAUAGACACACCCACUACAAUCAUUACAAUAUGAUAUUAGACACACCCACUACAAUAUGAUAGACACACCCACUACAAUCACUAUAAUAUGAUAGACACACCCACUAUAAUCACUACAAUAUGAUAGACACACCCACUACAAUAUGAUAUUAGACACACCCACUACAAUAUGUAUAGCACCCACUACAAUAGACACCCACUACUACAAUAUAAUAUGAUAGACACACCACACACUAACCAAUACACAUAUGAUAGACACAACACCACUACAAUAUGAAUAGACACACCCCACUACAAUAUAAUAGAGACACACACCACUACCACAUUACAAUAUGAUAUUAGACACACCCACACAAUAGAUAGACACACCACAUACACACUACAAUAUGAUAGACACCACAUACACCAAACAUGAUAGACACACCACUAUCAUAAUAUGAUAGACACACCCACAAUAUGAUGAACACCACUAAAUAUGAUAGACACACCACCCACUACAAUAUGAUAGACACACCCACUACAAUAUGAUAUAGACACCCACUACAAUGAUAACACACCACUACAAUCAUAAAUAAUAUAGAACACCCACUACAAUAUAUAUAGACACACCCACUACAAUAUGAAUAGACACACCCACUACAUAUAACAACACAUACAAUAUGAUAGACACACCCACUACAAUAUGAUAGACACAACACCCACUACAAUCACUACAAUAUGAUAGAACACACCCACUACAAUAUGAUAGACACACCCACUACAAUAUAUAUAGCACACCCACACAAAUGAUAACACACCCACUAAAUAUGAUAGACACACCCACUACUACAAUAUGAUAGACACACCCACUACAAUAUGAUAUAGACACACACCCACUACAAUAUGAUAUAGACACACCCCACUACAAUAUGAUAGACACACAACCCACUACAAUAUGAUAUAGACACACCCCUACAAUUGAUGCACACCCACUACAAUAUGAUAAGACACACCCACUACAAUAUGAUAGACACACCACUACAUAGAAACACACCCACUACAUAUGAUAUACCCCCUACAAUAGAUGACACACCCACUACAAUAUGAUAUAGACACACCCACUACAAUAUGAUAGACACACCACAUAUAGACACACCCACUACAAUCACUACAAUAUGAUAUAGACACACCCACUACAAUAUGAUAGACACACCCACUACAAUAUGAUAUAGACACACCCACUACAAUAUGAUAGACACACCCACUACAAUAUGAUAGACACACCCACUACAAUAUGAUAGACACACCCACUACAAUAUGAUAUAGACACACCCACUACAAUAUGAUAGACACACCCACUACAAUAUGAUAUAGACACACCCACUACAAUAUGAUUAGACCACACCCACUACAAUAUGAUAUAGAGUAAAUAUAAUUUUUUGCAUCGGUUGGGUAGAGAGAGAGAGAUACUGUAGACUACUUUAUCACUGACCUCAACCCAGAGUCUCUCAGAGCGUUCAGUCAGCCCACUGACACCCCUAUCAGACCACAGCAAAAUCACAGUCUGCUUGAACAGAGCAAUACUCAAUCAUGAGGCAUCAAAGCCAAAGGAACUGAACAAGUCUAAACAUCUCAAGCAGAAAACCUAAGAAAAUUAACAACAAUGACAAAUGGUUUGAUGAAGAAUGCAAAAACCUAAGAAAGACAUUGAGAAACCUAUCCAACCAAAAACAUAGAGACCCAGAAAACCUGAGCCUAUGCCUUCACUAUGGUGAAUCACUAAAACAAUACAGAAAUACACUAUGGAAAAAGAAGGAACAGCAUGUCAGAAAUCAGCUCAAUGUAAUUGAAGAAUCCAUAGACUCUAACCACUUCUGGGAAAAUUGGAAAACACUAAACAAACAACAACACGAAGAGUUAUCUAUCCAAAACGGAGAUGUAUGGGUAAACCACUUCUCCAAUCUUUUUGGCUCUAUAACAAAGAACAAACAGCAAAAACAUAUACAUGAUCAAAUACAAAUCUUAGAAUCAACUAUUAAAGACUACCAGAACCCACUGGAUUCUCCAAUUACAUUGAAUGAACUACAGGACAAAAUACAAACCCUCCAACCCAAAAAGGCCUGUGGUGUUGAUGGUAUCCUAAAUGAAAUGAUAAAAUAUACAGACCACUAAUUCCAAUUGUGGAUACUUAAACUCUUUAACAUCAUCCUCAGCUCUGGCAUCUUCCCCAAUAUUUGGAACCAAGGACUGAUCACCACAAUCAACAAAAGUGGAGACAUUUGACCCCAAUAACUACCGUGGGAUAUGCGUCAACAGCAACCUUGGGAAAAUCCUCUGCAUUAUCAUUAACAGCAGACUAGUUCAUUUCCUCAGUGAAAACAAUGUACUGAGCAAAUGUCAAAUUGGCUUUUUACCAAAUUACUGUAUGACAGACCACGUAUUCACCCUGCACACCCUAAUUGAUAAACAAACAAAACAAAACAAAGGCAAAGUCUUCUCAUGCGUUGUUGAUGUUGACUCAAUUUGACAUGAGGGUCUGCUAUACAAAUUGAUGGAAAGUGGUAUUAGGGGAAAAACAUAUGACGUUAUAAAAUCCAUGUACACAAAAAAAAUCCUCUAAUCUCCACACAAUACCCUAUAAUGACAAAGUUAAAACAUGUUUUUAGACAUUUUUAGAAAAUGUAAUGCAGAAAUAUCUCAUUUACAGUAUUCACACCCCUGAGUCAAUACAUGUUAGAAUCACCUUUGGCAGCGAUUACAGCUGUGAGUCUUUCUGGGUAAGUCUCUAAGAGCUUUCCAUACCUGGAUUGUGCAACAUUUGCCCAUUUAUUCUUUUCUAAAUUCUUCAAGCUCUGUCAAGUUGGUUGUUGAUCAUUGCUAGACAACCAUUUUCUGAUUUUGCGAUAGGUUUUCAAGAAGAUUUAAGUCAAAACUAACUUGGCCACUCAGGAACAUUCAAUGUCGCCUUGGUAACAGUGUAGAUUUGGCCUUGUGUUUUAGGUUAUUGUCCUGCUGAAAGGUGAAUUCAUCUCCCAGUGUCUGAUGGAAAGCAGAUUGAACCAGGGUCUCCUCUAGGAUUUUGUCUGUGCUUAGCUCCAUUCCGUUUCUUCUUUGUCCGGAAAAACUCCCCAGUCCAUACCGAACACAUGAUGCAGCCACCACUAUGCUUGAAAAUAUGGAAAGUGGUACUCAGUAAUGUGUUGUAUUGGUGCCCUUCUUUGCGAGGCAUCGGAAAACCUCCCUGGUCUGUGUGGUUGAAUCUGUGUUUAAAAUACACUACUCAACUGAUGGACCUUACAGAUAAUUGUAUGUGUGGGGGUACAGAGAUGAGGUAGUCGUUAAAAAAUCAUGUUAAACACUAUUGCACACAGAGUGAGUCCAUUUUUUACUCCUGAACUUAUUUAGGCUUACCCUAACAAAGAGGUUGAAUACUUAUUGACUCAAGACAUUUCAGCUUUUCAUUUUCUAUGAAUUUGUAAACAUUUUGAAAAACAUAAUUCCACUUUCACAUUAUGGUAUACAGUGGGGGAAAAAAGUAUUUAGUCAGCCACCAAUUGUGCAAGUUCUCCCACUUAAAAAGAUGAGAGAGGCCUGUAAUUUUCAUCAUAGGUACACGUCAACUAUGACAGACAAAAUGAGGAAAAAAAAUCCAGAAAAUCACAUUGUAGGAUUUUUAAUGAAUUUAUUUGCAAAUUAUGGUGGAAAAUAAGUAUUUGGUCAAUAACAAAAGUUUCUCAAUACUUUGUUAUAUACCCUUUGUUGGCAAUGACACAGGUCAAACGUUUUCUGUAAGUCUUCACAAGGUUUUCACACACUGUUGCUGGUAUUUUGGCCCAUUCCUCCAUGCAGAUCUCCUCUAGAGCAGUGAUGUUUUGGGGCUGUCGCUGGGCAACACAGACUUUCAACUCCCUCCAAAGAUUUUCUAUGGGGUUGAGAUCUGGAGACUGGCUAGGCCACUCCAGGACCUUGAAAUGCUUCUUACGAAGCCACUCCUUCGUUGCCCAGGCGGUGUGUUUGGGAUCAUUGUCAUGCUGAAAGACCCAGCCACGUUUCAUCUUCAAUGCCCUUGCUGAUGGAAGGAGGUUUUCACUCAAAAUCUCACGAUACGUGGCCCCAUUCAUUCUUUCCUUUACACGGAUCAGUCGUCCUGGUCCCUUUGCAGAAAAACAGCCCCAAAGCAUGAUGUUUCCACCCCCAUGCUUCACAGUAGGUAUGGUGUUCUUUGGAUGCAACUCAGCAUUCUUUGUCCUCCAAACACAACGAGUUGAGUUUUUACCAAAAAGUUAUAUUUUGGUUUCAUCUGACCAUAUGACAUUCUCCCAAUCCUCUUCUGGAUCAUCCAAAUGCACUCUAGCAAACAUCAGACGGGCCUGGACAUGUACUGGCUUAAGCAUGGGGACACGUCUUGCACUGCAGGAUUUGAGUCCCUGGCGGCGUAGUGUGUUACUGAUGGUAGGCUUUGUUACUUUGGUCCCAGCUCUCUGCAGGUCAUUCACUAGGUCCCCCCGUGUGGUUCUGGGAUUUUUGCUCACCGUUCUUGUGAUCAUUUUGACCCCACAGGGUGAGAUCUUGCGUGGAGCCUCAGAUCGAGGGAGAUUUUCAGUGGUCUUGUAUGUCUUCCAUUUCCUAAUAAUUGCUCCCACAGUUGAUUUCUUCAAACCAAGCUGCUUACCUAUUGCAGAUUCAGUCUUCCCAGCCUGCUGCAGGUCUACAAUUUUGUUUCUGGUGUCCUUUGACAGCUCUUUGGUCUUGGCCAUAGUGGAGUUUGGAGUGUGACUGUUUGAGGUUGUGGACAGGUGUCUUUUAUACUGAUAACAAGUUCAAACAGGUGCCAUUAAUACAGGUAACGAGUGGAGGACAGAGGAGCCUCUUAAAGAAGAAGUUACAGGUCUGUGAGAGCCAGAAAUCUUGCUUGUUUGUAGGUGACCAAAUACUUAUUUUCCACCAUCAUUUGCAAAUAAAUUAAUAAAAAAUCCUACAAUGUGAUUUUCUGGAUUUAUUUUCCUCAAUUUGUCUGUCAUAGUUGACAUGUACCUAUGAUGAAAAUUACAGGCCUCUCUCAUAUUUUUAAGUGGGAGAACUUGCACAAUUGGUGGCUGACUAAAUACUUUUUUCCCCCACUGUAUUGUAUGUAAACCAGUGACAAAAACCCACACAUUUUAUUCUUUUUAAAUUCUGGCUAUAACACAACAAAAUGUGGAAGAAGUCAAGGGGUAUGAAUACUUUCUGAAGGCACUGUAUUUGCGACCGCUCGACUAAAAACAUCUGUCGACCAACAGCCUUGCGACCAAACCAUGGGUUGACUAAAUGGGGUCAGCCCUGCACCAAUUACAGUACAGCAAAUAGUGUUUGUUUUCUUUCAAAAACAUAAGCUGCAAUUUAGUUGAAUUGAGCUUCCCUGGCACAAUGGAACCAGUGGAAUAGUCCCAAAAGUACAAGCCCCAUCCAUCUGGCACUCCAGGCAAAUACUGACAGUAUUUAAAAGAAAACAUAUUCAGUCUGCCAGUCAGAUACCAUGCUUCCACUCCACCAAUCUCGUUUGGACAUUUGGAAAUUCCUCUCGGCUCAUGCUAGAGUGAGUGAAUCAAUAACAAAAUCACAAAUCCAAACCCCUAGCAUUUGAAGGUUCCAUGGUGUUCUGACCUCUGAAAUAAGGUCUCCUCUGUGCUUGUAGUUGGCAGGUAG
Molecule: messenger RNA, 8650 nt
Organism: Coregonus sp. 'balchen'
Lineage: Eukaryota; Metazoa; Chordata; Actinopteri; Salmoniformes; Salmonidae
Source: the annotation of a GenBank genome assembly